Thlaspi arvense is the source of this 264-nucleotide messenger RNA. Lineage: Eukaryota; Viridiplantae; Streptophyta; Magnoliopsida; Brassicales; Brassicaceae. The record is from the annotation of a GenBank genome assembly.
AUGAGCGUCUUGAAUCCAAUGAAGUCUGAUAAGAUUGCGACCAUAGUCAAAGCUGCUGGUGUCGAGAUUGAGUCAUACUGGGCAAUGCUAUUCGCCAAGAUGGUUGAGAAGCGUAAAGUUACUGACCUCAUCAUGAAUGUGGGUGCCGGUGGCGGUGGAGGCGGUGCACCAGUUGCCGCCGCUGCACCCGCUGCUGCUGGAAGAGCUACAGCUGCUGACCUCAUCAUAAUUUCUACUUGCCAAUUUGAUCUUAAAAUGGAUUAA